UUCUCAAUUUAACAUCCAGCAAUACUGUCUAAUUAUGUACAAGGGUUUCAAUAUUAUGAACUUUCGACAUGUUUAAAUACAGUCAACCCUCUCUAUAACAGUCUUGCGAAUUGUUGUUAUAGAGAACAUAUAUUAUAACAUAUCAUGAAAAUUGGUUCCGGAAAAGUUUUAACUUUUAUAGUGAAGUGUUUUCAACAGCUAUGUUGUUACAUAUAUCACAGGUCUGACUGCAAUGUGUUAUUGUUAAGAGUAGACUGAUUCUGCACUAAUUAUAGAAUUGUUUAAUUCUUGGCGCUAGAAUUUGCCGUUUGUCACUGUUUGACUUUCAAGUUUCAACCGUGGAAGCAAUGUCCACUUUCCUGUAAACUUCCUAUCGUUGGUCGUUCUUCCUCCUUUUAUUUAGCCUAAUAAUUAUGGACUGAUCGACUAGUGUUAUUUUCCAGGAAUGUAUCUUUUCCAAAGGAUAACGAUAAUCCUAUUUGUGAUUUACUACUUUUUUUCAGUUCAUUAUUAUUAUGCAGUAGUAGCUGAUUCCAGGUGCACAGAGGGCUGUGCCUUAGCUUUAGCUUCAUACUCUCUUCAUCGUGGUUAUUAUGACGAAUUUGUGUCCGACGUAUCCCGCCGGUUAUUCCCCAACGUAUCUGUCCCUGAAAUUCUUAGCUACAACCCUAGUUUCGUAAUUCCGCUUACUCAGGCUGAAGCCGAGAUCAUAAUUAAGAUUAAAAUACCCUUCCGUUGUGACUGCCUUAAUAAUGGCGACUACUUGGGACAUGUUUUUCCCUACAAUCUCCGCUCUGGGGAUACUUAUGGUAGCGUAGCGGCGGAGUAUUCCGAUUUGGUAACUGAGGAGUGGUUGAUGAGGGUUAACAGUUAUCCGUAUAAUAAUAUCCCGGAUAAUAAUGUAACGUUGAACGUGAUAGUGAAUUGCUCGUGCGGGAACAAAGAUGUAUCUGAGGAUUAUGGGUUGUUCAUCACAUAUCCAAUGAGGCCAGGGGAAAGUCUGGAGUCGAUCGCGUUGGCUACCGAUACAAGCUCUGAAUUGAUCCAAAUGUACAAUCCAGCGGUGAAUUUCAGUGCUGGCACUGGGCUGCUCUACAUUCCAGGCAGAGAUAAACUUGGGAAAUAUCCACCUAUGCCAACCAGCAAAGGUUCAUCAGGUAAAUUUAUUGCUGGAAUGGCAGUAGCAUCACUGGCUGGAGUUACAUUACUCAUAGGCAUCAUUUACGUGGGAAUUUAUAGAAAGAAGGCACAAAAGGUUGUACCACACAUCUCAGCAUCUGCUGAUCAAUCACAUCCAUCUGGUCAGGGCCUUUUGGGCAUAGCUGUGGAUAAAUCUGUUGAGUUCUCAUACAAAGAACUUGCUGAGUCGACUAAUGGCUUUAGCAUUUCUAAUAAGAUUGGAGAAGGUGGCGUUGGAGCUAUUUAUUACGCUGAGCUGAGAGGCAAGGUCUGCAAUUCAAACUUUUUUUCUUCCAAUAACUGUAAAAAUAUGUCUGCCUGUCUACUCUGGAAGUUGAACUAUUUCUAUCUCGUACAUGUUUGUUCCUAGCUAUUUGGCAUAAAUAAAAGAGGUAAAGUCUUGGAACACCUGUCUUUCUUUUUAUCGUGUUAGCUAAAACUUAUUUGUUUUUGUUCAUUCCAAUUUCAAUAAGAUGGACUGUACUGAGGGAAGAACGGACCCUCCCUUUCCCCUAUAGGUAGCAAGUCAGCUGCUACUUUAUUUUCUUUCUUAUUCCAUGUAUUUCAGAAGACUUCUAUUAUGAAUUCAAUAAGUAGAACAAAAAAUCUGAGUCCUGGAAUUUAGGAUACCUUUGGAGGAAUAAUGAGAAGUUUGAUAAACCUAGAGUAGCAUAAUUUAUAAAAGCUAUGAUUAUUAUUGAAAGUGUUGGUUUAUGUUUAGUCAAUAAUGACAUGUCAAUUGGAAGAGUUGGUGG
This is a messenger RNA of Nicotiana tabacum (common tobacco), 1934 nucleotides long. The record is from RefSeq and is a predicted model, not a curated record. Lineage: Eukaryota; Viridiplantae; Streptophyta; Magnoliopsida; Solanales; Solanaceae.